UGUGGAAUAACACUUUCUGUCAGGCUGUACACCUUGGAGGAAUCCAGCUAUAAUCAGGAUGUUGUGGGCAUGAUGGUGACAACCCAACCGUGACAAUGUACGAGGUGAUGUCCGGUGAAACCCUGUCCUGGAAGGUGCCCAGUCCCAGGCAGAGCACGGUCGAGCCCAGCCCCGAGUCGCUUAUCACGGGGGACGGAGGACCCAUCAAGAUCCUCAAAGUUUGCUUCUGCACCAACAACAACCUGGGCAAGAACUUCAAGCUGGUGAAAUGUGACAGUUCCUGGCAAGUUAGGGCAAUCAUUCGUUCGAUUCUGGUGAGCGGCCGUCUGGGUCCCAACAUCACUCACACAGCUUGUUACGGCCUCCUGCUGAAACACUUGAAGUCUGAUGAACUUCACUGGCUGCAUCCCGAUCUGACUGUUGGGGAAGUAGAGCAGCGCUACGAGAGCAAUCAUGUGGAGGCAGAGUGGAGGUAUGACCUUCGAAUCAGAUACGUUCCUGUUAAUUUCCUGGAAAAAUUCCAAGAUGAGAGAUCUACUUUGAUGUUUUUUUAUCAACAGGUGCGUAGUGACUAUAUGCAGUAUCAUGCCAGUAAAGUCAGUGAUGGGAUGGCUCUGCAACUCGGCUGUUUGGAGAUCAGGAGGUUCUAUAAAGACAUGAAUGCAAAAGGUCUAGAAAAGAAGUCGAACUUUGAGCUGCUAGAAAAAGAAGUGGGCCUGGACCUGUUCUUUCCUCAACAGCUGAUUAACAGCAUGAAGUCAAAACAGCUACGGAAGCUUAUCCAGCAAACGUUUCAGCAGUUUGCGACCCUCAAGGAGGACGACUGCGUGGUCAAGUUUUUCGAGACCCUCAAAGAAUUCGUCAGCUACGACGAAGAGGUCUUCCCAUGUGAACUAGUGCAAGGUUGGAGCCUGUCGGUGGAGCUGGUCGUCGGUGGGAGAGGAAUUCGCCAGCGCACACAGAAGGAUUCAGCGGCCGUGUUUCUUGCCGACUUCAAACAGAUCAAGUCGGUACAAUGUUCACCUCAGGGUGACGGCAAAGCUCUCCUGAACUUCAACAUAGAGGGGGCCAGACAGCGUCUAUCGAUCAACGUGGCCACGGUCCCUAUGGCAGAGAACAUGAUUGACCUUAUUGAUGGGUACUGCAGAUUGGAGAAUGACACAGAUGAAACUGUUAUCUCCCGACCAGGAAAAGAGGCUAAUGCAGAUCCCCUGCCGGAGAUUCCUACCGGCAGAGACGAAAGCACGGCAAGAUACAGUAUGGGGUCGGAUAUCUACUGUGAGAUCCUCGAUGAAAGGCCGAAAUCAGUGGUGAAGUAUGGGAUUGACCGAAAUGACAUCGCUCUCGGCCGAAUUCUCGGUGAGGGUUUUUUCGGGGAAGUCUACGAUGGAGUUUACAAGAAGAAUAAUGUAGAGAGGAUCAAUGUUGCAGUGAAAACCUGCAAAGACUGUUCGCCUGACGUGAUGGAGAAGUUCAUGAGCGAAGCAGUAAUAAUGAAGAGCCUGGAACAUCCUCACAUCGUCAAACUGAUCGGGAUCAUCGAGGAGGAUCCUGUGUGGAUCGUCAUGGAGCUUUAUCAGUACGGAGAGCUGGGAAACUACCUGACUCAGAACGAGACGACGCUGACCAACAUGACGCUGGUGCUGUUCAGUCUGCAGAUCUGCAAAGCCCUGGUCUACCUCUCCGGGGUCAACGUGGUUCACAGAGACAUUGCAGUCAGGAACGUGUUGGUUGCCAGUCAAGCCUGUGUGAAGCUCGGAGACUUUGGUCUGUCGAGGUAUAUCGAGGAGGAAGAAUAUUACAAAGCGUCUAUUACUCGGUUGCCCAUCAAGUGGAUGGCUCCAGAGUCCAUCAACUUCAGACGCUUCACCUCUGCCAGUGAUGUCUGGAUGUUUGCCGUGUGUGUGUGGGAGAUAAUGAGUCGCGGGCAGCAGCCGUUUUUCUGGCUGGAGAACAGAGAUGUGAUCAACCAACUGGAGCAGGGCAUCAGGCUGCCCAAACCGGAGAACUGCCCCCCGGCCCUCUACUCCCUCAUGACCCGCUGCUGGUCCUACGACCCCAGAGAGAGACCCACCUUCACCGAGCUGGUCGUCAAGAUCAGCGAUGUCCACAAGAUGGAGAAGGAGCAGGAAGUGGAGAGAGAGAGGGACCGAGCGCGCUCCACUAAAUUGUUUGACCCCAAGUUCACGAUAAAUGAGCCUCCACCCAAGCCUACGAGGAUGAAACCAACGCGGUUUGGGAACACGCUCAGUAUCGGGCUGCACAUUCAGCUGAAUGAGGCUUUGUGUGCCAGCUCACCUGAUCUGGCGAGUCCGAGUGAAUAUCAGACGCCCGUUGACUUCACCAACAUGCUGACGCUGCCGGCCCGGUCCCCUCGCCGUCGCAGCAUGGGGGAGAACGAGUUUCCCCGGGUGGAACCAAACAGCCGGGAGGACGCCCAGCGCCUGUGGCAGAGGGAGAAGAGGCACAUGCACGACACCCUCCGCCAGCAGAAAGCGCAGAUGAUGGAGGAUGAAAUGUGGCUGCAGCAGGAAGAGAAACUCCUGGACCCCAUGGGACCAGAGGAUCCCACCAGGCCAGAGUUUCGUGAAGAUGACACAUCACAUGCUCCGCCAGACAAGCCCCCACGGCUCACAGCGCAGCCUGCGCCCACAGCUGAACUGGACCGCUCUGAUGACAAAGUGUAUAAAGCCGUCAUGGACGUGGUCAAAGUUGUCGUUCAGCUAAAGAAUGACAUCACUGAACUGCAGUCAGAUGAUUACAUCACCAUUGUCAAGUCUGCAGGGAUGGCUUUACGAGAUCUGAUUCGCAGUGUGGAUGACAUACUGCCCACCCUACACGAGUCUAUCAGGACUGAGAUCGAGGGCACCCAGAAGCUGCUGAACAGCGACAUGGCCGAGCUGAUCAGUAAGAUGCGUCUGGCCCAGCAGAACGCCAUCACCUCUUUGAAGGACGAGUGUAAGAAACAGCUGCUGGCUGCGGCGCACACGCUGGCUAUGGACAGCAAGAACUUGUUGGAUGCCGUGGACCAGUCGAGGGUCAGGGCCAACGUAGCCAAGCCGGUUCUCCCCUAGUGGACUGUAAAACCCUCUGGUUAACUUUAAAUCAGACUCUCUCUCUUACGAGUCAGACAUUUGCACACAGCUGGACAUUUCCUUUGUGAUGAAAUCUGCCUCUUGCAGCCUCUUGUCCCCUCAUUCAUCAUCCUGUAAAUGUAUGUUGUUAAAUUUGAAUGUAUAGUGGUAGAACUCGGGCUAACUUUGAGUGUGUAUACUGGAAUGGGGGAUUUAUAGGGUAGUCUACAGAUAUCAGGCACUGUAUUUAGGAUACAGUCAGUUCUGACAAACUUCCUUUUAUGUGAACUAUUAUCGUUUGUGUCUGGUGAGUCAUUGAUUCAAUUGCUCGCUUGGAAAUUGAAACAUCCUUGUAAAUAUAAAACAAGUCUUCUGAAAAAUACUGUAGUUUUUACUGCAGGGGGAUACAAAUGCAACUCAAGUAAAUGUUUUAGUCUUUUAAAGCUGUCAAUAGUUACGUGUGUGAAGAGUAAAGAUGAUAAAAUGAAAAGGUUU
This is a messenger RNA of Limanda limanda (common dab), 3569 nucleotides long. RefSeq names its product protein tyrosine kinase 2 beta, b (gene ptk2bb). The record is from RefSeq and is a predicted model, not a curated record. Gene Ontology annotation, cellular component: cytoskeleton; focal adhesion. NCBI's taxonomy places the organism in Eukaryota, Metazoa, Chordata, Actinopteri, Pleuronectiformes, Pleuronectidae. Gene Ontology annotation, biological process: protein phosphorylation; signal complex assembly. Gene Ontology annotation, molecular function: protein tyrosine kinase activity; ATP binding. The coding region runs from base 96 to 3074 and encodes 992 amino acids. The transcript is spliced from 31 exons.